AUGGCCACCCACGCAGCGAAACGGCAGCGGAUAUCAAUUGUCCGUCCAUUGGAAGAUCAGGGUAAUGAACCGAGUCGUUUGACUUCGAGUCCCGAUUGCGAGUUUCUUCUCUAUCGAAAUUCUCCGUCAGACACAGAUGUCCAUUCGCAGCAAACCUCUGCCAGCAAUGCCGCACUACCCUCCGAACCGGUCUGUCAGAGGACGGAAUGUUCGAAAUCUUCCCCAAGCAAGAUAUCCAAGACUCGAUCGCUUCACAACUUCUUUCCAGCCGCGAGUGAAACACAAAGAUGGGAUACACACAAGGCUGAAUCGUUCCGUUGGGCUCAGCCAAGAACAGACAAGACAGACAUGAGCGACGACACGAUCGAGGACGGUUACGAUUCUUACGAUGAGCUUUUCUCACACUACAUUGCAGAGCGAAAAGUAACGCCCGAAAAGCGGAUGGAGGCGCCUUUGGCUGCUGGAGAGCGUGCCAAUCAGGCUCAAGCAACAGCUCACGCUUUUCGUUCGCGGAGCUUUGCAAGCAAUCGCAGGCGCUUCGUCGUUCCAUCGGCGUCGGAGAGCAAGCAUCAUGGUUCAUACCCAUUAGCGACCAAUUACGACAGAGACUCCGAGAAACUGCCAUGGGCACAGAAAUAUUCCCCUAUAAAUUUGAAUGAGCUCGCGGUUCACAAGAAAAAGAUUGCCGAUGUACAGAGUUGGUUAUUAGGCGCCCUUUGCGCGUACGAGAAGAAAUUACUUGUCCUCAGAGGCCCCGCAGGAAGCGGCAAAACGACUACAUUAUCGCUAUUGUCGGACAAGCUAGGUUUCGAUGUUCUCGAAUGGAAGAAUCCGUCGGGAUCUGAGUUUGCGGCGAAAGGAUUCACAUCCACAGCAGCCCAAUUCGAAGAAUUCUUGACAAGGAGUAAUAGAUUACGUGGGCUCGAGUUUUAUGGCACAACCGGUUUAUCAGCAAGCAAGAGGAACAGCAGUGAUCAUAUGAGGCCACGUAUCAUUCUCAUUGAGGAGUUCCCAACAGUCUUUGAUGGAGAUUCCCCCAGUUUAGCCGCUUUCCGACUUUCUCUGCAGCGGUAUCUCUCAGUGUCAUCCGAACCGAGAAGCAAUACCCGGAACGAUAUCGAGAGACACGGGAGCUCACCUGUUGUUAUUGUCGUUUCCGAGACCAUGUUGAAUACCGGGGCAUCCUAUUCGGACAACUUAACAGCUCACAGGUUGCUGGGGCCAGCCAUUUUAAGCGAUCCAGGCACAACGAUUGUUGAAUUUAAUGCCAUUGCUCCGACGUUCAUGUUCAAGGCUCUGGACCUGGUUCUCGAGAAGCAUAGCCGCCGAUAUAGAUCAACUAAAAGACCUGGGCCCGCAAUUUUGAAGAGUCUAUCAGAGAUAGGCGACAUCCGGAGCGCGAUCUCUUCACUGGAGUUUCUCUGUCUUCGGUGUGAACGGUUUGAGAAGUAUCCUUUCCCCAAUGCCACGAGAACAGGCCGAGGUAACAUAUCUUUGGCGCCGGUUGAGAAAGAAGCACUGCAAACAAUAACGUACAGGGAGAGCAGCCUUGGUUUAUUCCAUGCAGUCGGAAAAAUCGUCUACAAUAAGCGUGAGGGUCUAAGUUCUACAACCGUCGAUCCUCGGCCACCCAGACCACCAGAUCAUUUAUGUCAUUGCGAUCGGCCUACAGUCUCACUGGUUCCUGUGAACGAGCUUCUAGAGCAGUCGGGAACAGAUACACAAACUUUCAUCAGCGCCCUUUAUGAGAAUUACAUACCAUCGUGCGAUGGCCCUGUUUUUGUCGACUGCAUAAAUGGAUGCAUAGAGGCAUUGUCAGAUAGUGAUGUUUUAAGUGCUGACAAUAUGACAACUCCAGGCAGUUCUUCACGUGGAAGGUACAAGGCCACCCUUGGUCUUGGCAUGUUGCGACAGGAUGAGCUCAGUUAUCAAGUUGCUGCACGUGGUUUACUAUUUUCCCUCCCAUCCCCGGUAAAAAGGCGAAUAACGUCAACGAACCAGAAUGGGAAUGCACAAGAUGGGCAUAGAAUUUUUUUCCCCGCUGAGCUGCGGCGAUUAAAAGAGAAGGUUCAAGUUGAAGAACUUACAAAUUUGUGGAAAACGACAUUAUUACACUCACUCAACGGACUCGGCAGACAAAGCACCAAGUCCUUGGCAGGCCGUUACUUUCAGGCUGGUAGGCAAGCGAUAGUUGCCACUAUGGCAUCCCGCAGUGACUUUUUGUUAUACCAAUUGCCAUACAUGGCUAGAAUUGGGUUCAAUGAGACUGUUUCACGUGAACUUGAUGAGAUUACAUCCAUUCCCAAGCGAAGAACACAAUGUGACCGCCAAGGCAUCGAUGAUACUUUCGACCCUGAGCCCAUGACCACUUAUCGGGCCUCCUCUGUCAGACAGCCUACAAUGCCUGCUAAUGGCCGCAUUUACCGCCAACACAACCUUCCGCCUGUGGUCUCAGACAGGGAGGAUAAAUUUGUCUUGAGCGACGAUGAUAUCGAGGAUGUUUGA
Molecule: messenger RNA, 2505 nt
Organism: Aspergillus viridinutans
Lineage: Eukaryota; Fungi; Ascomycota; Eurotiomycetes; Eurotiales; Aspergillaceae
Product: putative cell cycle checkpoint protein Rad17
Exons: 3
Coding region: 1-2505 (834 amino acids)
Biological process (GO): DNA damage checkpoint signaling; mitotic DNA replication checkpoint signaling; DNA repair
Molecular function (GO): chromatin binding
Source: RefSeq, a predicted model, not a curated record